AUAUUGUAUCUUUUCAACAAGGAUAUGCUCUCUCAUUUCAAAUCUGCUUGGAUGGACUCUGAUCCACCUUGGCUGAUCCAUUUUACCAUGAACUCAUUACCUGCACUCGACUUGAUAUGGACAGAGAUGGAACUCCAGCUCCCUCCAUUCUCGAAGCUCCCCUCUCUCCUAUCCUGCUUUACCGCUUUUUAUUUGGAGUCGAUUUCCAACGAUUUCCUACUCAACUACUCUACCCUAUCGUUGCCAUGA
Molecule: messenger RNA, 249 nt
Organism: Trichoderma atroviride IMI 206040
Lineage: Eukaryota; Fungi; Ascomycota; Sordariomycetes; Hypocreales; Hypocreaceae
Source: RefSeq, a predicted model, not a curated record